Molecule: messenger RNA, 2385 nt
Organism: Caenorhabditis elegans
Lineage: Eukaryota; Metazoa; Nematoda; Chromadorea; Rhabditida; Rhabditidae
Gene: Y20F4.4
Product: C2H2-type domain-containing protein
Source: RefSeq, marked reviewed
CACAAUAGAGCACAACCAGCGACAUAUGGAAGAUUAUAUUAAGACACUAAUUUCCCAUGGUUAUGAGCAGAAUAAGAACUUCUUCAAAUGUCGAUUCAUAAAAAAUCGGAGGGGCGAUGAGUGCGACUUUGUCGGCACACUUUCCGACACUCACAUCCAUUUUUCGACACACACGAAAGUGUACUUGUUCGAAUGUGAAGGAUGCACAAAGCGAGUGGUCGACUUCAUGGAACUAGUAGAGCACAGAGCUCCAUCCACUGGCAUAGUAUGUCGAGGAACUGUGGAGAAUAUGCGACAACUCCGACAAGAUCGUAUGAAGACGAUAGAAGCCCACCGCUGCCGAAACAUUUUCAUUGUAGGCGCGACGCGAGACGAGUUUGACGAGUAUCUGAAAUAUAAGAAAGCUAACGAAAAGCAUCAGUCGUACGGAACACCAUUAUACGGUGAAGAGGAGCAGCAAACUCGACAUCAGCCGCAACAUCGGAGAGCUUCAACACCGCUUGUACGGACAACUCCGACUCCACCAUCAACACUAGCUCCUAGAGAUCUCCGGGCACUGCCGUUGGACUUUCCGAUUCCAGCCAAUUUCAGUCAGCCACCACCAGUUAUUCCGCCUGGAUACUUUUUUAAUGCUCCGACUGGAUCACAAGAACAUCAUCAGCAUUAUGCUCCACAACCACAGGAAAAUGCACGCCCCAUCACUCCUCACGGCUACCCGAUGCCACAGAACCACCAUCAAAAUGGAGGAGGAUGGAAUCCUUGUGCGAAUCCACCAUCAGCAAGGAAUGCACCCGCUACUGUGAAAGAUAAUAGAUCUUCGUCGAGACCUCGCAGAGAUCGCUCCCAGCCCAGAAGCUAUCAACCACCAGUGGAUCCAGUUCAAGAUCGUUCAAGAAAUGGCCGAGCAACACCAAUGGGAACUCGUGGUGCUCCAUCGCCAGCUUCAAGUCAAAACGGAAAUCUAUUCCGCAAUGGCACCGGAUCCCAGCACAGAGGUUCUCCAACUGAUUUCAAGUCAAAAGCUCCAGCAAAACCUCCAGCUCAAAAUGGAAACGCAUCCCACAACGAGCAUCGCUCCCGGUCCAGAAGUCGUGCAACUGUGCCAAGGAGUGCACAAUACCGUUCAGAACAUCAAACAGAGCACGCUCGAACAGGAUCUUCAUCCCAUCACGAGUCUCGGUCCAGAGCUGCAGCAGCGGCGCCAGUCGGUGCUAGCUCUCAAUCAAAGCCUCCUGCCCCGUCUCCAACCUCCAGAGAAACUGAUUCUAUCCCGGAAGCUCCAGCUGAGCCAAUUCGCAACAUAUCGCCACCACAGCCUAGAUGGACUCGCUCGCAAUCCAGAGGUCGUUCGGAAGCGACGCGUCGUUCUCCGCCAAAGGGUCCAAGCGCACCACCGGCCUACACUCUUCCAUUCGGUGGUUCAACUCCCAAUCACGAGCCGAUGGAUUUGGAAGAUCCAGUUCCACCACCACGUCCAGAUCGUCCUCGUGCAUCAACACCGCUGAAUACGCCGGUCUCUCAAAUUACACGCGAUGAAGUAGCCACGGGAGUCUUUCAUAUUCGUCCACAACCCGUCCAGGAUGCAGUCCGAAUGGCCCGAACUACUAUUGGCUAUGCCGGCACUCGGAAUAGGAGUCCUCUGCGAGAAGCCGAUGCAGAACAGAUUGCACAGGUGGAAGCCAUAAAAAACCGAUUCGCAGUGCAAAGCAGAGGAACCGCAAAAGCGAGAUCAAAUUCCAACCGCGGUGCUGCACUUCUAAUCGAAACGCCGGAGGAGAGACAAAAGAAGAAGGACGAUGCGUCGUUGGAAAUAAUGAGGAAAAUUAAAGAAAAGGGACGACGCCUGGAACAAGAGAAGAUGGGCGAUUCAAUUGCUCCGAAUGCUGCUGGAACUCCACCACCAACACCACCGUCGGUUGCCGCCAUGCUGGAACCGAAGGAAGAGCUUGAUGAAGACGAACCGUCGACCUCCACAAAUGUUCCUGUUCUCAGAAGGGUGAACUCUCCUCCAGCUCAAUCGACAAGCUACGCGAGACGCAAUGAUGGAAAGCGUCACCCAUCAAAAUCGCGAAGCUCCAGAGACGACCGAGACCAUAGACGUGACCGGGACUAUGACAGACGCCGUGGAGAUGACCGCCGACGGGAUAACCACAGCCACCCGUAUAGGAGACAUUAAUCGAGAAUGACUCGAUUUUUUAAAAGAAGGGAACAAAAUUUUUGGUUUUUCCUUCAAACUAUUUAUGUAUAUAAUAAUAUAAUUUUCCCCCACAAUGCGAUUUUUAAUUUUUAUGACGGAUCUCUCUUUAUGUUCACAUUCAUUUUUUUGUGCCUUUUUCUUGUCUUCCACUGUUCUUUUUGUUUUUAUAAAAGAGAUUACCUGUUUAA